Puma concolor (puma) is the source of this 1140-nucleotide messenger RNA. NCBI's taxonomy places the organism in Eukaryota, Metazoa, Chordata, Mammalia, Carnivora, Felidae. The record is from RefSeq and is a predicted model, not a curated record.
CAGAAGGCGAUUGGAAUAUUAAGCCCAGGAGUUGCUUUGGGGAUGGCUGGAAGUGCAAUGUCUUCCAAGUUCUUCCUAAUGGCUUUGGCCAUAUUUUUCUCCUUCGCCCAGGUUGUAAUAGAAGCCAAUUCUUGGUGGUCGCUAGGUAUGAAUAACCCUGUUCAGAUGUCAGAAGUAUAUAUCAUAGGAGCACAGCCUCUCUGCAGCCAACUGGCAGGACUCUCUCAAGGACAGAAGAAACUGUGCCACUUGUAUCAGGACCACAUGCAGUACAUCGGAGAAGGCGCGAAGACAGGCAUCAAAGAAUGCCAGUAUCAAUUCCGACAUCGAAGGUGGAAUUGCAGUACCGUGGAUAACACCUCUGUUUUUGGCAGGGUUAUGCAGAUAGGCAGCCGCGAGACGGCCUUCACGUACGCGGUGAGCGCCGCGGGGGUGGUGAACGCCAUGAGCCGCGCGUGCCGCGAGGGCGAGCUGUCCACGUGCGGCUGCAGCCGCGCCGCGCGCCCCAAGGACCUGCCGCGGGACUGGCUGUGGGGCGGCUGCGGCGACAACAUCGACUACGGCUACCGCUUCGCCAAGGAGUUCGUGGACGCGCGCGAGCGGGAGCGCAUCCACGCCAAGGGCUCGUACGAGAGCGCGCGCAUCCUCAUGAACUUGCACAACAACGAGGCCGGCCGCAGGACGGUGUACAACCUGGCUGAUGUGGCCUGCAAGUGCCACGGGGUGUCGGGCUCCUGUAGCCUCAAGACCUGCUGGCUGCAGCUGGCUGACUUCCGCAAGGUGGGCGACGCCCUGAAGGAGAAGUACGACAGCGCGGCUGCCAUGCGGCUCAACAGCCGGGGCAAGCUGGUGCAGGUCAACAGCCGCUUCAACUCGCCCACCACGCAGGACCUGGUCUACAUCGACCCCAGCCCCGACUACUGCGUGCGCAACGAGAGCACGGGCUCGCUGGGCACGCAGGGCCGCCUGUGCAACAAGACGUCCGAGGGCAUGGACGGCUGCGAGCUCAUGUGCUGUGGCCGCGGCUACGACCAGUUCAAGACCGUGCAGACGGAGCGUUGCCACUGCAAGUUCCACUGGUGCUGCUACGUCAAGUGCAAGAAGUGCACGGAGAUCGUGGACCAGUUCGUGUGCAAAUAG